AAUUUUAUCAGCUUCGUGGUUCUCUACUCUCUUGUCAGUUUUUUUAAUGGCCUUUUCCUUAAAACUAUGUUGCCUACAGAAAAGCUUUUCUGGUCGUUUUUUGCUUGCGUCUUAUACUGGAAUCCUUCCAGCCAACCUCUAUUUUGAAGGUGAUCAGUUUUCAGUACGACAAGGUGCUGAAAUCUUUGGAUUCUCUGUAGUAGUACUUAGUAGUAGUAGUAAUGGAAGCUGCCAUCCCCGAAAGCGAGCCUACGGGAGUCGAGGCGGAGGACCCGAUGGUUGCAGCUCCAGUCGUCAGUGAUAUCCCACAAACACCAAAGAAGAAGAAACGAAAACGUUCUCGCCAGAAACUGGAACAGCAGAAACCAGAAUGCGCAGUAAAUACUCUGACUGAAUCUGCACUGCCCGCAGGAGGCAAAGCUGCCCGGAUCCGAUCGCAAAACCGCAGACUGCCGCACGAUUGGGCGCAUUUGAAGCCCAUCGGCUCCGUGAUCGGAGUGACGCCGUUUAUCCCCUUCAAAACUCCCUUCAACAGACUGCGCUCGUAUCCGCGCCAUCUCCGCUCGGAAGCCUUCACCACAAAGCGUCUACUGACGGAGAUGGAAAAAAUGAAUCUGCAGUUGGGCCUGGUCGUGGAUUUGACGGAUUCCGACCGCUACUACCAGCCUGCACGAUUAAUUGAAUCGAAAAUCAAACAUGUUAAAAUACGCGUUCCGGGCAAAGGAGUGCCGUCGCUGGACACUUAUCGGCGAUUUUGCAUGGUGGUGGAAAAAUUCCUGCGGCAAGCGAAUGGCGCGCUAAUCGGUGUGCACUGCACGCAUGGGAUUAAUCGGACGGGAUGGUUUGUGUGUCGGUUCCUGAUGGAACGCUACGGGAUGGACGCGGAUACAGCCAUGCUGAUGUUCGAUCAGGCGCGCGGCCAUUCGAUGUAUCGCGACUACAUUAUCGAAGAUCUCAAAAACUAUCAGACAAAAUUACGUCCUUCUUUGGCAUCGUCUGCCAGGUGCCAUCAGGGAGACAAUGCUGUGAAUUUUUUUCCUCUUCUCUCUCGCGCUGUCUUCCUCCCAUAUUCACGGUCCUUCCUUCUCAUUACGCUGAUAUACCAGAAAAAUCGGGACGUGCUCCACUAACGACGUGGAACAUUGCGGAUUAUUUUUUUUUCC
Molecule: messenger RNA, 1163 nt
Organism: Paramacrobiotus metropolitanus
Lineage: Eukaryota; Metazoa; Tardigrada; Eutardigrada; Parachela; Macrobiotidae
Product: RNA/RNP complex-1-interacting phosphatase homolog
Exons: 3
Coding region: 222-1130 (302 amino acids)
Biological process (GO): protein dephosphorylation
Molecular function (GO): protein tyrosine/serine/threonine phosphatase activity; polynucleotide 5'-phosphatase activity
Source: RefSeq, a predicted model, not a curated record